This is a messenger RNA of Paramisgurnus dabryanus, 1572 nucleotides long. NCBI's taxonomy places the organism in Eukaryota, Metazoa, Chordata, Actinopteri, Cypriniformes, Cobitidae. The record is from RefSeq and is a predicted model, not a curated record.
AUACAGGGUCCACACUGGUUCAUUAUACCCUGCUGUAGUCUAUCAUGAUAUCAUAAAUUAACAUUCAUAGAAAGUUAGAAAUCACAGGAAAAGCUAAAGAUUUUUAAAGAACACUGUAUUUCAUAAAAAGAGAACCAGUAGCAUCACAAAAUGGCUGUUAAGAGUCAUAUAUGUCUGCUGGGACUCAUCAUUCUCUGCUCACUUCUCACAGGUACAGCUGGAGAGCCUCAUGUGUUCAGUAGUUCAGGUGAAAAUGUCACUCUGGCCUGUAUUAAUGCUCUUUCUGACUGCACCUCAACUACAUGGACCUACACCAAACCUCGGACAUCAGUUACAUUAGAACUGAUUCAUGGAGGAAUAAAGAAUAAAAACAUAGAGAGAGCUGAGAGACUGAGCCUGGGGUCUGACUGCUCUCUGAACAUCUAUAAAACAACAGAAGAAGAUCAUGGACUAUACACCUGCCAACAAUAUGUCAAUGGACAAAAACAUGGAACUGAUGCACAGAUUUUUCUACAUGUUCUGCAUGUUUCUCCAUCAUCCACACAGACUGAGAUGAGAUCAGGCAGCUCUGUGACUCUCACCUGUCAGUUGUUUUCAUAUGAAGACUGUGAUUAUUUGAGCCGUAUUGAGGAUCUUCAGCUGUUCUGGGUGAAUCAGGCUGAUGUUAAUCUACAGACAGACUCCAGAUAUCAGAUAUUAUCAUCAGGACAAUGUAUCAAGACUCUGACUACAACACUCCUGAAUGAAGACAACAACACAGAGUUGAGAUGUUUGGUUAAAAAGAGGAAUGAGAUUAAGACCUCAGCCAGCUAUACUGUCAUGUUUAGAGGUACAGCUGGAGAGACUCAUGUGUUCAGUAGUUCAGGUGAAAAUGUCGCUCUGCCCUGUAUUAAUGCUUUUUCUGACUGCACCUCAACUACAUGGAUCUACAAUAAACAUACAUCAUCAGCUGCAGUAGAACUGAUUCAUGGAGGAAUAAAGAAGAAAAACAUAGAGAGAGCUGAGAGACUGAGUCUGGGGUCUGACUGCUCUCUGAACAUCUAUAAAACAACAGAAGAAGAUCAUGGACAAUACACCUGCCAACAAUAUGUCAAUGGACAAAAACAUGGAACUGAUGCACAGAUUUUUCUACAUGUUCUUCAUGUUUCUUCAUCAUCCACACAGACUGAGAUGAGAUCAGGCAGCUCUGUGACUCUCACCUGUCAGUUGUUUUCAUAUGAAGACUCUUGUGAUAGUUUGUUCCAUACUGAGGAUCUUCAGCUGUUCUGGGUGAAUCAGGCUGAUGUUAAUCUACAGACAGACCCCAGAUAUCAGAUAUUAUCAUCAGGACAAUGUAUCAGGACUCUGACUACAAUACUCCUGAAUGAAGACAACAACAUAAAGUUGAGAUGUUUGGUUAGAAUAAAGAAUGAGAUUAAGACCUCAGCCAGCUAUAUUGUGAAGUUAGGGGGUAAGAAAUCAUAAAAUAACUAAGACGACUCUCAUAAAUGAGUUGUAAUUGUGUAUAGUUUAGUUACGUUCAAGACAAAUGUUAAUUAAUAAAGAAAACGUUUUAUACGUUUAAUGCUGACA